AUGAUUCUAUUUAGUUGCAUAUUUAAGUUAAUAACAGCAGGAAAACUUUUAACAGAGAAUAAAGAAGAACCAGUAAACAUUUUAGAACACUAUGAUCCCAACGACAACAAUCUUGAACAUUAUGAUCCUACAAAUGAAGGUAAAUAUUUAGGUAGAGGCAGAACAAAUUUUAAUUAA
Hepatospora eriocheir is the source of this 177-nucleotide messenger RNA. NCBI's taxonomy places the organism in Eukaryota, Fungi, Microsporidia, Hepatosporidae. The record is from the annotation of a GenBank genome assembly.